This is a messenger RNA of Pangasianodon hypophthalmus (striped catfish), 3409 nucleotides long. It is a transcript of the gene chd1l, whose product is annotated as chromodomain helicase DNA binding protein 1-like. Gene Ontology annotation, cellular component: nucleus. The transcript has 27 exons. The record is from RefSeq and is a predicted model, not a curated record. Bases 82 to 3261 code for a protein of 1059 amino acids. Gene Ontology annotation, biological process: chromatin remodeling; DNA repair. Lineage: Eukaryota; Metazoa; Chordata; Actinopteri; Siluriformes; Pangasiidae. Gene Ontology annotation, molecular function: ATP binding; ATP-dependent chromatin remodeler activity; DNA helicase activity.
CUGCUUGGCCACGCCCACAUGCGGAAGUAAAGUCGCUCAUGGCUUAUGGCGCGCAUUAAGGAAGCAGAAACACUUUAGAAAAUGUCGAGGUUUCUCCGAGCGGUUCAGCGGGAUAUAGGGGAGAAAGAAAAGUCAGAACUGUCACAGAGAGACCUGCAGAAAUGCGGACUAACAGGAAUUGAGCUGAGGUCGUACCAGCUGGACGGCGUGCGAUGGCUCACUCAGUGUUUGAAGACUCUGGAUGGCUGCAUCCUGGGGGAUGAAAUGGGUUUGGGUAAAACCUGUCAGGCCAUCUGUUUACUGCUGUACGCUCAAGGACAUCUCCGCAUGAAGGGCCCCUUUCUGGUGCUCUGUCCUCUGUCGGUUCUGGACAACUGGAAAAUAGAGUUAAAGCGUGUCUGCCCCAGUCUGUGUGUGGUGUGUUACAGUGGUGAUAAAAAAGAAAGAGCCGAGCUGCAAAGAAAAAUGGAGGACAAACCUUUCCACGUCUUGCUGACUAACUACGAGGUAUGCCUUAAAGAUGCAUCAGCAUUAAAAAGGUGGAAAUGGAAGAUUUUGGUUGUGGACGAGGCUCAACGGCUGAAGAACGAAAACUCUAUGCUUCACCAAACCCUUACAGAGUUCUCUGUGGGCUUCAGGCUUUUGCUAACCGGAACUCCCAUCCAGAAUAAUCUGCAGGAGGUCUACUCGCUCCUCACCUUCAUCCAGCCUGGUGUUUUCCCACCCGACGCUACGACAGAGUUUGUUAACGCGUAUGCAGAUGUACAGACCCGAAGCUCAAAAGCUGAGGAGCUCCACCAGGUUCUCCAGCCCUUCUUGCUGCGCAGGGUGAAGGCCGAGGUGGAGGCAGAACUGCCGAAGAAAGCGGAGGUGGUGGUGUAUCACGGGAUGUCUGCUCUCCAAAAGAAGUACUACAAAGCCAUUCUGAUGAAGGACCGGGCUGUGUUUAGGAGCAAUCAGGGCAAUAAGAACCAGCUCCUGAAUAUUCUGAUGCAGCUGAGGAAGUGUGUGAACCACCCCUACCUGUUCGACGGUGUGGAGCCGGAGCCGUUUGAGAUUGGGGAACACUUGGUGGAGGCGAGUGGGAAGCUCUCUCUGCUCGACUCUAUGCUUGCCUACCUGCUGGAAGAGGGUCACCGGGUUCUCCUGUUCUCUCAAAUGUCCAGGAUGUUGGACAUUAUGCAGGACUACCUGGAGUACAGAGGUUACAGCUAUGAGCGUCUGGAUGGCUCGGUGCGAGGAGAAGAGCGCCAUCUCGCCAUCAAGAACUUCAACAACAAAGACGUCUUCAUCUUCCUGCUCAGCACCAAAGCUGGCGGGGUUGGUUUGAACCUGAUAGCAGCCGACACUGUAAUCUUCUUGGACAGCGAUUUUAAUCCGCAGAACGACCUGCAAGCGGCAGCUCGAGCUCACCGGAUCGGACAGACGAGGGCAGUGAAAGUGAUCCGGCUGCUGGGGAGGGACACGGUGGAGGAGAUCAUUUACUCCCGCGCCGUAUCCAAACUGCAGCUCACCAACACCGUGAUCGAGGAGGGACGAUUCUCUCUGCUGGAGAACAGUCAGGCUGCUGCUCAACUACAGUUGAGUGAGAUCCUGAAGUUUGGAGUCCACAAACUGCUGUCAUCAGACGAGAGCUCGGUUCAGCACGUGGACCUUCGGCAGAUCCUGGGACAGUCCCGAGACGGCCAGUGGCUGAUGGACGAGGAGCAGGUCGGGCCUGCUGAGGAAGAGGAGGAUGAAGAAGAGGAGAGACAGAGUCAUAUGUACUACUUUGAGGGGAAGGACUACUCCAAAAUCCCGAGCACGGAGGACGAGAAAAGGUUCGAGCUCAUGCUGGAGGAGCAAUCAGCUGCCCUGGAGGACGCUGGGAAAGAAGGACCCAGUCUCCGCCACAAAGCCGGAGUUUUAUUCUCUGGACAUUUAGCAACGCCAUCGAGAAUAAAGAGGCCUCUGACGGAGUCCGAGCUGGAAGAGAGGCGUCAGAAGAGGCAGGAAGCUGCUGCUAAAAGAGCCAAGCUGCAGGAAGAGAAGAAGAGACAGCGCGAGGAGCAAAAAUACAAGAAGAAGAUGGCCUGGUGGGCGUCAUGUGGGUAUAAAUCGCUGUGCCUGCCCUCUGCUGAUAGUGAAGGUGAGGAUGUGGAUGAAGAAGAAGAAGAAGAAGGAGACGUCAGCAGCGUGAACUCGACAGACUCGGAUGACACGGCGAUUCGUUAUGUACUCGGCGAUGUCACACAUCCUCAGGCUGAGCGCGAGGACGCCAUUAUCGUUCACUGUGUGGAUGAUUCUGGACAUUGGGGACGAGGUGGCUUGUUCACAGCCCUGGAGAUCCGAUCCGACGAGGUGAAGAAACAGUAUGAACUGGCAGGAGACAUGGAAGAUUUGGACCUUGGGAACGUGCUGCUGUUUUCCAUUGACGACAAGCAGUCGAGACUGAGCGGAAGAGACUACCUGGCUCUGAUCGUCGCCCAGAGGAGAGAUAAAGCCAACAAGCUGUCAGGGAUUUACCUCACUGCUCUGGACGAGGGGCUCAAGAAGAUCUACAGAGCUGCCAAGCAGAAGAAAGCAAGUGUCCACCUUCCACGAAUCGGCCACGCCACCAAAGGUUUCAACUGGUACGGCACUGAGAGACUGAUACGCAAGCACUUAGUCUCCCGAGGAGUUCCCACCUUCAUAUACUACUACAAGCGUACGGCUUCAUACGCCGCCACGACGGCUUCGUCUACGAACACGGCGAUCCCGUCUACCUCACGCUCAGCAUUCGCUCCUCCAGCACCAGUCUCUCCCAGCUCCUCAUGUUCUCUCAGUCCUCCUGGUCCAUCAGAAGAACAAGCCGAGUCUCCAGAAGGUUCCAGCACAUCACAGCAGGGCGGAGAAGCUUCCGGUUUAGCCGACUUUAUGAGAGGAGUCCGUGUGUUCUUCUACAACGUGGGGGCGACGGAGAGAAAGAAACUCGCACGAUACCUCGUCACGUAUGAUGGCGAUGAAGAGGACAUCAUGAGCUCACUUGUUACGCACAUUGUGGCAGAGGUAGAAAGUCCAGUUCAUCUACAGGAAUUACAGGAUGUGUGUCAGCAGUAUCCUCAGGCGAUCCUUGUAAAGAAGACCUGGCUCGAGUCUUGCUUUGCCAAACAGAGAAAAGUUCAUGGACCCAGUGAGGCCCUGAGAUGGCGUCGGCCUUUUAGUCACUGGCAAAAUGAUGCUGCGCAAUCUGCUCUUCUCACCUACGGCAAUAAAUCCGAGCUCUCAUUUCCAGUCACUUAACUUCCCAGAGGAGAACGACGAAACCAUGAGUAAAAGCGACGAAGACUCCGUGCUCCGUUCAGAUUCCGUCUCUGAGGUCAGCACCGUUGACCCGCAACGUUUACCUGCUACGACUCAGUCGCCUCCCAGCAGGUCUGCUGCUUUCCCC